AUGUCAGACGCUGGCAUGCCGGAAGGAAGUGGAGAGGAUGAGCGCCAGCGACACAAUUACCCUUGGACAGAAUUCGAGCGCUACAAGCCAGGAGAACUCUUGACGCUCUGUCCCAGAAGCUCUGGUAUACCCUACAGUCUUGAAGAGUACGGAUCAGAAAGGCCCGAGUCCAAUGAGUGGCCCCUCCCCGACUUCGACCCCACAGUUGACCAGCCGGGUCACGAAGCACAGGUCGAGGUCAUCAGAUGCUUGAAGGGUGACAUCGAGGGUGAUGCACUCAUCCUCCUUUGCAAGAUCACCAAGACACCAUCCAUCAGCCGCGACACUCAUCAUCAUCUUACCCUCGGGCUCACGGUCGUCCUCAAGAUCUUCGACCCAACCUUCUUCCUUGUGGACCAGUUCUCCUCCCGUUUCUUCGAGCUCACACCCAGCGAAGUUUCCAAUCAGCUAUAUAGUCGGGAGGCUAAUGCCUAUGAGUACUUCUACGAGCAAAAGAUCACGGGUGAUCCUCACAUGGUACCGCAAUACUACGGCAGCUGGGCGCUCAAGUUCGACGCUAGCAAUUCACCUGAGCCUGGCAGAUCCUCUUCACCCAGAACCCGCCAAUGGAGAUGUGUAGGCGCGAUUCUCAUCGAGUGUAUUGCGGGGCGCUCGCUUGAGAACAUGUGUGAACGAGACCACAGCGGAGCCUUGAUUGCCGAUAAAGCUUCCCUUCCCUACAUCGAUCACGCAAGCAGCACGUCAAAAGUCCUGUCUCUGAACGACUCUGUAUCGCGGCUCAAAGUCCUGAAGAAGAUUAUACACGGCGGUGUUUGCUUCGAGCAUAUCGGCGCCGUCAUCAAGGGUCUCGAUCCCCAUGACAUCGUCCUCACUUUCCUCCAAAACACCCGAGACCGACAGACCCCAGAAGGCAUCCGUCCUGUCCUUCUCGACUACAGCUUCUGCGUUGUGUGGUCUCAGUCCCAUGAAAGCACGCACGGAAGGCUCGACGAGUUAGAUGAAGAAGCACCGCCGAUCCCCCGCAGAUAUGUGAUGAACAAGUACCCGAUGCAACGACUUCCAACACCUCCGAAUCCGACGUGGUUCUACAAUGCUAGCCAGCUGCAGGAUUUCAGAGGCUGGUUCCCAGCCGAGUGGACGGAAGAGGUGCCGGGUGAUUACGAGGUCUGGGCCGCGAGCGAAUUUGGAGAUCCCACGGAGGAGGGAAGCUAUUCGACUGAAGACAUGCUUACGGAGAAAAUGCAUGAAGCGUGGAAGACGGGUCAAGAGCAAUAUGAUCGGGAGAAGCCUAUUCUCAUCGAACAGGGAAGAUUCGACCUGAUCAUCGAGGAUAAUGACAUUCAUCCGACCCCGAAGGAGAAGCGUCUAGCCAAAGCCGAGGCCGAUCAUAAGUUUAUUGUCGAGUCUUCUAGAAAGGAGAGAGAGUUUCUGCGGCGGAUCGGCCGUCCAAUUUCAGCUGAACUUGAGGCCGAUUGUGAGGAUCAGCCGCCACCUAAGACUAGGUCAUAG
Colletotrichum scovillei is the source of this 1509-nucleotide messenger RNA. RefSeq lists its product as uncharacterized. The transcript has a single exon. Bases 1 to 1509 code for a protein of 502 amino acids. The record is from RefSeq and is a predicted model, not a curated record. NCBI's taxonomy places the organism in Eukaryota, Fungi, Ascomycota, Sordariomycetes, Glomerellales, Glomerellaceae.